AUGUCGGACUGUGAUCCAGCUGUUGUAUCAGAACCAGGUCCAACUGGUCAUCCUGCCAGCCAUACCAGGGCCCCGCUGGCAGCGAAGGCCUUGUCCGAGUCAUACAGCCGGCUCCGGUACCAGGACACGUCCCUGCUGGUCUGGCAGCAGCAGCAACUGGAGCUGCAGAUGGCGCCACCCCCCACCUACCUGACCCGGAGCCAGUCUGCCUGGUACAGCAGCUACGGUAACCAAUCGGUUCUGAUCCGGGACAAGAGGAGCCUGCAGGGUGUUGAGGGCCAGUCCAGGAUCUGCAGCAUCAUGUAAAGAACUAGAACUCAGACCUGGGACCAACCAAACCUCCACGUAGCCAUCAGCAGAUCCACUGAACUUGAUUUGUUAACUUAACCCUCAUGCUUGUCUGGCAGGUUACAGAUUCAACCCAAACCAUGUCCACCGACCUCGUUGAUGUUUCAAGAAGUUGAGUGUUUUGGGCUUAUUUUCAUCAACCUGCUUGGAAUGUUCUCAGUUCAUCACCCUCACAUGAAUUUAGUGGUUCUGGGUGCUGCUCAGGACUUCUCCUAGCAUCCCACUGUAAAAUAAAGCUUGCUGGGGUCCA
Nothobranchius furzeri (turquoise killifish) is the source of this 598-nucleotide messenger RNA. RefSeq lists its product as uncharacterized. The record is from RefSeq and is a predicted model, not a curated record. Lineage: Eukaryota; Metazoa; Chordata; Actinopteri; Cyprinodontiformes; Nothobranchiidae.